GCGGAGAGAAGCGGCGGGGCAAACCUGGGGCUCUAGUGAACAACGCAGCCGGACGGAGGUCCCUGGCUGGCGGCUGGAGGAAGCGGCCUGGGCCCGGCGUUCCCCGAGAUGUCACGAUGGCUGUGGCCAUGGUCGAACUGUGUGAAAGAGCGUGUCUGCCGCUACUUGCUACAGCACUACUUGGGUCACUUCUUUCAGGAGCACCUCAGCCUAGACCAGCUCAGCCUGGAUCUGUACAAGGGCAGCGUUGCCCUGCGGGAUAUCCACCUGGAGACCUGGUCUGUGAACGAAGUCCUGCGGUCGAUGGAGUCACCACUGGAACUGGUGGAAGGCUUCGUGAGUUCCAUCGAGGUGGCUGUCCCCUGGGCUGCGCUCCUCACUGACCACUGUACUGUAUGUGUAUCGGGCCUCCAACUUAUCUUGCAGCCCCGCCAGGGACCAGGACCAGGGGCUGCUGACUCUCAGAGUUGUUCCUCCUGCAUGACCACAAGCCUGCAGCUGGCCCAAGAGUGCCUGCGUGAAGGGCUGCCAGAACCCUCAGAACCACCUCAGCCCCUGGAGGGGCUGGAAAUGUUUGCACAGACCAUUGAGACUGUGCUUCGGAGGAUCAAGGUGACCUUUCUGAACACUGUUGUAAGGGUGGAGCACUCAGUGGGUGAUGUGGAACGCGGCAUGGCUGUGGAGAUCCGGGUACAGAGCCUGGAGUACUGUGAUGAAGCGGUGCGGGACCCAAGCCAGGCACCGCCUGUGGACGUGCACCAGCCGCCUGCCUUUCUGCACAAGCUCCUACAGCUGUCAGGGGUUCGCCUGCACUUUGAGGAGCUGCCCUCCCAGGUGGACCCGCCAAAGCCCCCUUUGCAGAUUGGUAGCUGCACAGGGUACAUGGAGCUAAUGGUGAAGCUGAAGCAGAACGAUGCCUUCCCAGGCCCCAAGAUGGAGGUAUCAGGACAGCUGGGCUCCCUGCACCUGCUCUUGACCCCACGCCAGCUCCAGCAGCUUCAAGAACUGCUCAGUGCCAUCAACCUUGCGGACCCAGGAGGCCUGGCCGACAAACUAAACAAGAGCCGUCCACUGGGUGCUGAAGACCUGUGGCUCAUUGAGCAGGAUCUGAACCAACAGUUGCAGGCGGGUGCUGUUGCUGAGUCCCUCAGCCUACACCCCAUCACCAACUCCCUCAAUGUGGACAGUACUGACCUCUUCUUCUCCAUGGCUGGCCUCACAAGCAGUGUGACCUCGGCUAUUUCUGAGCUCUCCAUGUACAGUGUAGACCUGGGCUCCUCUGCUCACAGUAACAUGACCUUCCACCGGCCCUCUACCCCAACCCAUUCAGGUGGCAAGACGGCCCCAGCUCCUCUUCCUGACACCAUGCGCCCUGACUCACUGCUGAAGAUGACCUUGGGAGGUGUGACCCUGACCUUGCUUCAGACAGCUGCCCCAUCUUCAGGACCACCUGACCUCACCACCCACUUUUUUGCUGAGUUUGAUGCUGCCAAAGAUGGGCCUUUCAUCUCCCGAGACUUCCACCUCCUCCGGCCACGCUUCCAAAGGGCCUGCCCUUGUAGUCAUGUCCGACUAACAGGCACAGCCGUGCAGCUGUCCUGGGAGCUGCGGACUGGUGGCCACAGUCGGAGGACGAGCAGCACAGAUGUGCACUUCGGGCAGCUGGAGGUGCUGGAGUGCCUGUGGCCCAGGGCCACCUCAGAGCCAGAGUACACAGAGAUCCUGAGCUUCCCCAGGCACUCGGGCUCCCAAGCCUCAGCUCGACCCUGUGCCCACCUGCGCCACACACAGACCGUGCGCCGGGUGCUCAAGAGCCGAUCCCGGCGAUCCGUUGCCUGCCAUUGCCAUUCAGAACUGUCCCUGGACCUAGCUGACUUUCAAGCUGAUGUGGAGCUGGGGUCCCUGGACCGACUUGCUACCUUGCUUCGUCAAACCACCACACCCUCUGAGCCACCCGCUGGCCUGCUAACAGAGCCCCCACAGGCCACCGAGCAGCAGACAGUGUUUCGGCUCUCAGCACCCCGGGCCACCCUUAGGCUACGCUUCCCCAUCCCAGACCUACGGCCUGAGCGGGAUCCCUGGGCUGGCCAGGCUGUGCGGGCUGAGCAGCUGCGAUUGGAGCUGAGUGAGCCCCAGUUCCGUUCAGAGCUCAACAGUGGCCCUGGUCCCCCAGCUCCCACUCACCUGGAACUUACCUGCUCAGAUCUACAAGGAAUCUAUGAAGAUGGAGAGAAGCCACCUGUCCCCUGCCUGCGAGUCUCUAAAGCUCUGGAUCCCAGGAGCACUAGGACCAAGUACUUUCUACCUCAGGUAGUGGUGACCCUGAACCCCCAGUCCAGUGGCACACAGUGGGAGACAGCCUCUGAGAAAGGCCGGGACCUAGAACUGUCCACUGAGAGUCCCUGUGAGCUGCGGCAGCCUGAGCCCUCACCCUUCUCCUCCAAGAGGACCAUGUAUGAGACUGAGGAGAUGGUGAUCCCUGGAGAUCCCGAGGAGAUGAGGACAUUCCAGAGCCAGACAUUGGCAAUGUCCCACUGUACCGUGGAUGUGAUCAUGCCCAGUGCCCACAUCUUCCUGCCCAGCAAGGAGGUCUACGAAAGCAUCUACAACAGGAUCAACAAUGACCUGCUCAUGUGGGAGCCUGCAGACCUGCUUCCCAAGUCCACCACUGCCACUCAGCCACCUGGCUCACUGGGGUUCAGGAUGUGCAAGUCGGCCUUCAAGCUGGACUCAGACUCGGAUGAAGAAGAUACCCAGUUCUUCUCGAUGGCAUCGGGUGCCCCCCAUACUCCUGCCCCUGAGUCUUCCCAUCGUCAGUCCCAGAGUACCUUCUCCACACUUGUGACAGUGCUGAAGGGUCGUAUUACCGCACUCUGUGAGGCUAAGGAUGAGACAGGGAAGCGGCUGGAUGUCACUCACGGGGAGCUGGUGCUAGACGUGGAGCAGGGCACCAUCUUCAGCGUCACCCAGUACCGCGGCCAACCCGGGCUUGGCUACUUCUGCCUGGAAGCUGAAAAGGCCACACUCUACCAUCAAGCGGUCGUGGAGGACUACCUGCUGCCCACUCACCUGGAACUACCCAGCUUUGCUCCCCCGGCUCAGCUGGCUGUAACCAUCUACCCAUCAGAAGAAGGGGUGACUGAACGGGGAGCCUUAGGACGCAAGGGCCAGGGCCCCCGCAUGCUGUCUGCAGCUGUCCGAAUCCACCUGGACCCCCACAAGAAUGUCAAGGAGUUUUUGGUGACAAUAAGGCUACACAAAGCCACUCUACGCCACUACAUGGCCCCACCUGAGCAGAGCUGGCACUCCCAGCUACUGGACUUCUUGGAUGUCCUGGAUGACCCUGUGCUGGGCUAUCUGCCCCCAACAGUCAUCACUAUUCUCCACACACACCUAUUCUCCUGUGCUGUGGACUACAGGCCCCUCUACCUCCCUGUGCGAGUCCUCAUCACUGCUGAGACCUUCACCCUCUCCAGCAACAUUGUCAUGGACACCUCUACCUUCCUGCUCAGGUUCAUCCUUGAUGACUCCGCUUUGUAUCUGUCCGACAAGUGUGAGGUGGAGACCCUCGAUCUUCGGCGAGAUUAUGUCUGUGUCCUGGACAUCGACCUCCUAGAGCUGGUAAUCAGAACCUGGAAGGGCAGCACCGAGGGCAGACUGCUCUCGGAGAGCCCUGCCUCCCUGCCCUCAUGCCCUCCAGUGGAGACAGCCCUCAUCAACCAACGAGACCUGACUGAUGCCCUUCUGGAUACUGAGCGGCGUAGCUUGCGGGAGCUGGCCCAGUCAUCGGGUGACCCCCUUCCUCAGGCCUCUCCUGUCUCCCUCUAUCUCUUCCCCGGUGAACGGAGUGGGGCCCAGGCCCCUUUGCCUCCUCCUGGGGGCUCUUCUCAUACCUUGGAGUCAUAUUCUAAGGCAAAGGAGCAUGAAAAAGAAGAGGAAGGGGACGGAGACACCCUGGACAGUGAUGAGUUCUGCAUCCUUGACGCCCCUGGCCUAGGCAUCGCGCCCCGAGAUGGGGAACCCAUUGUGACACAGCUGCACCCAGGCCCCAUCAUCGUGCAGGAUGGAUACUUCUCCCAGCCACUGGGAAGCACUGACCUACUGCGGGCGCCUGCCCACUUCCCAGUGCCCAGCAGCCGUGUGGUACUACGGGAAGUCUCCUUCAUCUGGCACCUCUAUGGGGGUAGAGACUUUGGCCUUCACCCCACUCACAGAGCAAGAGUUGGUUUCACAGGCCCCAGGGUCUCCCCUUCCCGCUCCUCUGGUCCCAACCGACCCCAGAACUCCUGGCGUACCCAAGGUGGUAUCGGACGGCAGCACCAGGCUCUCAUGGAGAUCCAGCUCAGCAAAGUGAGCUUCCAGCAUGAAGUAUACCCAGAAGAGUCAGCCACAGGUGGGGGCCCUGGCCAGGAGCCGGAAGAGCGGCCACUGUCCCGCCAGGUGCUCAUUGUUCAAGAGCUAGAGAUCCGAGACCGGUUGGCCACCUCCAAGAUCAACAAAUUCCUUCAUUUGCACACGAGCGAGCGGCUGCCAAGGCGCUCACACUCUAAUAUGCUUACCAUAAAGGCGCUGCAUGUCGCUCCCACCAGCAGCCUGGGAGGGCCAGAAUGCUGUCUUCGGGUCUCCAUGAUGCCUCUAAGGCUCAAUGUGGACCAGGAUGCCCUCUUCUUCCUCAAGGACUUUUUUACCAGUCUAGUGGCUGGCAUCAACCCCAUGAUCCCAGGAGAUGCUUCUGCUGAAGCUCAUCGAGAAACCCACAGCCGGCCCAGCAGUCCCCAGGAAGGGCAGUCUGAGGGCACAGAGACAGCGAGUAGUCCCCAUGAGGUUCCAGGCAGUGGCCACAGCUCCUCUGACCCACAGCCCAUCUACUUCAGGGAGUUCCGCUUCACAUCUGAGGUGCCCAUCUGCCUGGAUUACCAUGGCAAGCAUGUCACCGUAGACCAGGUGGGCACUUUCACAGGACUGCUCAUCGGCCUGGCCCAGCUCAACUGCUCCGAGCUGAAGCUCAAGCGGCUUUGCUGCCGGCAUGGUCUCCUGGGUGUGGACAAGGUGCUGGGCUAUGCCCUCAAUGAGUGGCUGCAGGACAUCCGCAAGAAUCAGCUGCCUGGCCUACUGGGAGGCGUGGGCCCCAUGCACUCAGUUGUGCAACUCUUCCAAGGGUUCCGGGACCUCCUGUGGCUACCCAUUGAGCAGUACAGGAAAGACGGGCGCCUCAUUCGGGGGCUGCAGCGUGGGGCUGCCUCCUUUGGGUCGUCCACAGCCUCUGCUGCUCUGGAACUGAGCAACCGGCUGGUCCAGGCCAUCCAGGCUACAGCUGAGACAGUAUAUGACAUCCUGUCCCCGGCGUCUCCCAUCUCCCGCUCCCUACAAGACAAGCGUUCUUCACGGAAACUGCGCAGAGGCCAACAACCUGCUGACCUCCGGGAGGGCAUGGCCAAGGCUUAUGAUGCUGUCCGAGAGGGCAUUCUGGACACAGCUCAGACCAUCUGUGAUGUGGCAUCAAGGGGCCAUGAGCAGAAGGGACUGACAGGUGCUGUAGGGGGUGUAAUCCGACAGCUGCCCCCAACAGUGGUAAAACCAAUAAUCCUAGCAACAGAGGCCACAUCCAAUGUGCUUGGGGGCAUGCGAAACCAGAUCCUGCCAGAUGCGCAUAAGGACCAUGCUCUCAAGUGGCGCGUGGAGGAGACCCAGGACUGACUGCAGGCACCUAAGAUCUACCCACUGUCCCAACAUGCUCACUGUGUACAGCCAGCCACAGUGGUGCCACCAGCUCCCUGGUUUCCUGAUUGCUGUGACCCACAGCUAGGCCACCAGACCCUUCAAGGGAUGGCCACUGUGAAGGAUACCUGCCCAGUCUGCCUGUUGCCAAUUCGCCGUGAGAGUGGGGCCUCCCGUCCCGGCGUUGGGGCCUCUGCCCUGUCUGUGCACUUUCGUCUGGGGAGAAAGGACACUGCUCCUCCUGCUACCUGGGCCACACUGCUGCCUUGUUCCAGAAUGAGGAUGGAGGCUUUUGGACCCUUGAACCCCACUCAGCCAAGUGUCUCUCCGUGUCUCAUGGGGAGGUGGGGGAAAGAUGCCAUGUGGGUCGGUGUAUUUUUAAGAUCCCUGAGCGUGUGGGUCAGUGUCUGCAUGAAGUGGAAUAAACUUGCCCACCGCCA
Cricetulus griseus (Chinese hamster) is the source of this 6158-nucleotide messenger RNA. The record is from RefSeq and is a predicted model, not a curated record. Lineage: Eukaryota; Metazoa; Chordata; Mammalia; Rodentia; Cricetidae.